UUUUCUUCCAUCGGCCUCCGCCGGAAAUUAUAGUUCCUAUUAUCAAUUCCUUUUUUCCCUCAAAGCCGAUCUAUUCAGUCUUGACUGACAAAUGACCAAUGACCGCUGUGUGCGUCCCGACUCAUCAGUGCAUUUUAAUCCGUAGACCUUAUCGAAAUAACUCUUGACUCCCCUGGGCACAUGAAACUGGACACCCGAGCGUUUGAGGCCCCUCUUUCCAUGCGGAGGAAUACAUUGUUGCUGCUCACAAUGUGGAUGGAGGUGGUCAAGAUGUCUACUAGAAGAAUGAAUUCACCUCAAUUGUAACAACAUAAAGGAAGUCGUGGCGCGGGAUUGUUUGGAUACAGACCUGCAACAUUGUAUUAAUGACGUUGGUGUUUUGGAGGAGGAUGUCAAAGGAGAAAUAACACAUUGUUGCGCCUAUCAGCCUUUAAUGCGCCGUGCUUCAAAUUCUUUCAAGUUUUAUGGUUUUUCCCUGCGAGGCUGAACCUUUCUUUUUUACUACUGGAUGUAAGACAACUGAUAAACUGAGGGUUCUUUAAAAACCGAGGGGUAUGAACGAGCCACACCAGAGAAUGGCCACAGUGGAAACAGAUAAGGAACUCAGUGACCUGUUGGAUUUCAGUGCGAUGUUUGCCCCCCCUGUGGCCAAUGGGAAGAACAGACCAACCACACUUGCUAGCAGUCAAUUUGGUGGUACAGGAAUGGAAGAACGCAGUAGUCCUUGGGCUGCCGGAGAUCAAAACAGUCCAUCUUUUAACCAGAACUAUGGAGAGGGCCCACACUAUAAUGAGCAUGAAGGACUAUCUUCCCCAUUCCUUGGGACAGGGAUUAGUGGUAAAAACGAAAGAGGUCCUUACUCUUCCUUUGGGGGACAGCCGGGAUUCCUGCCCUCAGACAUUGCCAUACCUUCUGCAGAUGCCAUGUCCCCAUCUGGACUGAAGUCUGGCUCACAGUUUUACCCAUCAUACGCAAACAAUCCCCGAAGACGCCCCUCAGAUGGAGGCAUGGAUCCCCAACCACAAAAAAAGAUCAGGAAGCCACCAGGACUGCCAUCUUCCGUUUAUGCUGCCACCUCUGGUGAUGACUAUAUUCGUGACAGUGCCGCUUACCCGGGCUCCAAACCUGGCUCUGUGUACCCAGGAUCUUUUUACAUGCAAGAAGGCCUACACUCAUCUUCGGAUCCCUGGGCCCCUUCCGGAUCCUUAGGCCAGUCAGGAUACACGGCUAUGCUGGCGAAUUCGCCACACAUAAAUCAACCAGCCUCCUUUUCGGCGAUAAACCCACAAGACAGGAUGAACUAUCCUUUGCAUGGAGCAGACGUCAAUGGUUUCCAUUCAGGCUCUGCAGCCUAUAGCCACACAUCCUCCAUUAAUGGAUCAGACAGCAUUUUGGCCAGUAGAGGUACAGUCGCAAGCAGCUCAGGUGACGAGAUUGGAAAAGCUCUUGCUUCGAUCUACCCUUCGGACCACAACAGCAACAACUUCUCUUCCACUCCUUCCACUCCUGUGGGCUCUCCUCAAGGCAUUGCAAGUGCAACACAGUGGUCGAGAGCUUCUGGCCAGGCUGCUCUGUCUCCUAAUUAUGAAGGUGGACUACAUGCACUGCAAAACAAAAUGGAAGACCGACUGGAAGAGGCCAUUCACGUCCUCCGGAGUCAUGCGGUGGGUCAAGCACCAGGAAUUCCUGGAGCCCACGCUGACAUGCACGGCCUGCUGAGUGCCGUCUCCACAUCCAGCGCAUCCAUGGGCAGCAUCCCACAGGCUUAUUCCAAUGCAGGACUGCCCCUCAGCAACAGACACCCUGCCAUGGCUGGAAGCCAUCAUGACGACCAUGCCUGCCUUCCUCCCAGCAGCACCCUGUUGCAGUCGGCUCAUGCUUCAGGCACCCCACAGCCUGGAGGAGCACCAGAGGCUUUUAACACUUCAGGUUUGCCCGGAGGCUUGGCCCACGCCACGCAUUCGUCAAACAAGUCUGAUAUUAAGAGGGAGGAAAAGGAGGAUGAUGAGAACUCUUCUGUGGCUGACAAGUCUGAGGAAGAGAAGAAGGAAAGCAAACCUCGCACCAGACCAAGAAAGGAGGUGUUUUCCCAAGUCCUUUCAGGUGUUUCAGACCAGGGAGAAGAUCUAAAUGAAGAUGAUGAUGAUGAGGAUUUGCCGGCAGAGGUGAAGGUUGAGCGGGAGAAGGAGCGGCGGGUGGCCAACAACGCACGAGAGCGACUUCGUGUUCGGGACAUCAACGAGGCCUUCAAAGAGCUGGGCCGCAUGUGCCAGCUGCACCUGAGCAACGAUAAACCCCAGACCAAAUUGCUCAUCCUGCACCAGGCCGUCAAUGUCAUACUAAACCUAGAGCAGCAAGUCCGCGAACGCAACCUGAACCCUAAAGCGGCGUGUCUGAAACGGCGUGAGGAGGAGAAGGUGUCCGGGGUGGUUGGAGACACCCAGAUGCAACUGUCUGGACCACAUCCGGGCCUGGGAGGUGAUGGACGCAACUCCGUCAGUCACAUGUGAUCCUGUGAUCCGGUGAAAUUUCUUGGGGCUCCUGGAAGAAGUGACCUUGAAUCUCUUCCACCGUUCUCAUCCUCUCUGUAUGCAUAUAUUGACUCUGAAAGCAUAUCAUCCAAGAAAUAAAGAGAUGCACCCUCCAAACCCUUUUGGACGCAAGAACCGACCCGCCAAAACUGACAGCAAAAUUUGUCCGUGAUCACUCCAGACCACAGUUACCAGCACAAAUGUGAAGAACUCUUUGUCAAGUCGUUUUUGUAUUUUUCUGCUUCCCAAAACUGAUGGAUCAUAGGAAUAGAGACGUUCCGACCACAACUGACAUUUUUUUUCAACUGCAGAGAGUUUUGAUCGAGAGACGAGACAAACGUCAAUUUAAUCAUGGAUUUGUGCCUAAUUGUUACAUUUUAUAUAAGAUGCAAACUGCUUACUUGUGUGGAACAAACGUUUGGGAGUUGCUUGUAUAUGAGCAAGACUUUUUUUUUUUUUUUUUAAAUGUGGUUUGUCAUUCCCUACUGAAAGGUACAGUCUUACGUGCGUUGUGUAACCAAACCCCACAAGAAGUGGGGGUGAACCUGUGGUGCUUUUGAGGACAACUUUUCUCAGAAUGCCUCUGUACAGUGGGCCAGGGCUCUUCCGGAAAGGAGGAAAAAAAGCACAUGGGCCAUCGCAGCUCUCCAGACUGUUUCAUUUACUUGGAAACACGAUGCAUCAUCAGCUCUCACGAUGCCAUUGACUAGUUCAGCCAAUCGGAAGAAACUGCAUCAUAAAGGAGCAUGAGCUUCUAGCAAACUAUGACAAAAACACUUGGAUUUGGUUGCAUUUCCAAGCACAGAAUUGCCAAGUUGACCUUUCACAUCUUUCCUUUCAUAAGCCCUUUUUUGUUCACCAGGAUACAUUCAAUCACUCGCUCGCAUCAACUCAUUGUUGCCAAAAGUCUGAAAGCGUACACAUGUCCACCUCACACAUAUGUAAUGGAUGUUAUUUCGAUUUGAGAAAAAAAAUGUAAGAAUAUAUAUAAAUAUAUAUUUUUGUUAGUCUAUACAUUGUAGAUUUCUAAAUAACAAAAACAUAUUAGUUUGAAGUGUAGAGUCUAUAGCGCAAGUGAACGCUUGGAGGCGUGCCGUACAAUUUCAAAAAGACCCUGCGUAUAUUUUCAGAAACGCAAGGUAUGGGCGAGGCGAUCCAUUUGUAAUUUUAUGCCCCCCCCCCGAUAGCUCUAUGCUUAUAAUGAAAUAAGAUAUUUGAUGAUGGUUUUUGAGGGCUUAAAGCCUCGUGAUGGUUUCCUGAUAUCAGGGAACUGUCUGUCACUAGAAGUGUUCUUAGGCAAUGGUGCAGUGCGCAAGCAACGUUUGCCAUCAUGUCUCGCAAAUGCACAUAAUGCAACCUGUUUGAAUGUAAUAUUCAAAUGUACACGCUCUCACAUCUCCUUCAGACUGGCUUACUGUGAGUUUAGUUGAUCAUAUUGUCAUUUCAAGGUGUACGUCUUAACCCGUUUUUUUUGUCAUGUGUGUGUGUGAGAUGAUGUUCCCGAAUGAUUUGAAUUAUGUAUGUAGGGAAAAAAAAUGGUGUUAUAACCUGUGUAAUUGUCAAUGUCCACAAUGGAUAUGAUUUCUGAGUAAUAACAUUUCACCGUAAGGGGGGAUACUGAACUUAGGUUGUCCUAAAGUAUAAUGGAAACAUAAUAUCAAUUCUUGGUAAAGAUAAAAAAAAAAAGUUGUUGAACAUUUAUAUAUUGUGGCCUUCUUAUUCUCAAGACUGUCAUUUUUGAGAGUGAUGCCUUGUCAGUGCCUAAACUUACUUUCAUUGUAAACUUGACCAUUUGUUUUAUUAUUUCAAAAUGCAAAAAUGGCUCAUCCAUCUUUUUGGUUUUGCUUUGUUUCUUUCUGGAAGCAUCUGUGUAGUAUUUAAUCUGCAAGUUAGAAACAUUGUAGUUUUUCAUCAUUAUUAUGCUGUGUGUGUGUGUGUGCGCACCUUUUUGGCAAUUUUAUGAUUCUCGUUCCUGUCAUCUUUGGCUCAACUAGGUUGGAAUUUGAUUUUUGCUUUCAAGACGCUUUGUGUCCUGUGAUCUGUGAAGCACACGAAAAAAAAUAAAGGAUAUUCAUUGAUUCCGUAGAUGGGACUGGAAACACUAGACUGUUAUAAGUAAUUGUUAUUUAAUCCAGCCAUCUCAGUUGUGGGUUCAUUUUAAAAGUAUCGAUAAAAUAUUUCAAUGCUGGACUUUUGUUUUGACCCCUUUGCUUUAUGUGUUAGAUGCUGGAGAAGGAUUGUCUUGUCAUCUAGUAUUUUCCUGUCUGAAAUUACGUUUUUUUUUUUGUUUUUUUUUACCCCUGAAGCAUUUACUCUUGAAUGUCCAACGAAGUAAAACAUUUUGAAUGAAUUGUUGUGCGCCAAAAUAAGAUUGCUGCCCACGAUUUCCAUCAGAAUUAAGAUGUGUGUGAAUUUUACAGAACCUGGUGUCUUGCAGUUGCAGUAGGGACAUGAACAAUACUGCUGUUGUGUCUUCAGAGUGCCUCCGGUUUUUUUGUCAUUAUUAUUAUUAUUAUUAUUAUUUUGUCUUUGUUUUUAUAAAUAUAUAUAUAAAGUAGGUAUUGAGAACUGUCCUGUAUAUAACAGUAAUGUAGCAAUAAAUGUGCCAUUUUUAAUAACAGAAUUAUACAUUUUUUUCAAUGUCUUGCUUUUGAUCUUGUAUACCUUCAAAUGAGUUAAAUAAAAGAAAACAUUGUAAUAAAA
Molecule: messenger RNA, 5234 nt
Organism: Danio rerio (zebrafish)
Lineage: Eukaryota; Metazoa; Chordata; Actinopteri; Cypriniformes; Danionidae
Source: RefSeq, a predicted model, not a curated record